Pantherophis guttatus is the source of this 2076-nucleotide messenger RNA. RefSeq names its product UTP18 small subunit processome component (gene UTP18). Gene Ontology annotation, biological process: rRNA processing. The record is from RefSeq and is a predicted model, not a curated record. NCBI's taxonomy places the organism in Eukaryota, Metazoa, Chordata, Lepidosauria, Squamata, Colubridae. Gene Ontology annotation, cellular component: Pwp2p-containing subcomplex of 90S preribosome; small-subunit processome. Gene Ontology annotation, molecular function: protein binding.
AAAAAAAAAUGGGGGCGUCUAAAUUGAAAAAUGGGUGUCACGUGAGACGGCGUCUCAAGAGACAUUCAUUAGAAAGCGUAGAGAGAUGUGCAAAACCGUACACUUCCGAGACUAAUUUUGAACGUUGACUAUGAACAGGAAGGAGGAAGCAGAAUGUGUAAGAGUUGUCCAACUCCUCACUUCAGGUUCUUCAAAAACGCCGGAAACAGCGUCCCGUCGACAGGCGGUGUCUGCCUAAAUCGCCAUUUAUACUAGGGCAACUCAUCCAAAGCAAACAAACCCCAAGGCUUCCGGUUCCUGCAAAACGGAAGUAGUCCUUUCACGUCCGGUUCGCGUUUCCCCCCGAAGAGGAGAAAGCAUGGAGGCCAAAGUUGGCGUUCAUUCCGGCAAGAUGCCGACUCGGAAAAGACCUCGGGUGGGAGAGGAUCGGCUUGAAGUGACCGUUGUUUCUGAAGAGGACGUCCGCCGAGCUCACCACUUGGCUCUUCUGGCGGAAAAGCCGGCCUCGGAGCGUGGCCUGGAGGAGCUGGUCUUCGGCGGGGUGGAGGAAGACGAAGGUCUGCUGCUGCGGCGGUUUCAAACCUCGUGCGCCCAGAGUGGUGAUGUGGUUAGCAGUAACUUUGUAGAAGAAUCUGACGAUUCUGAAGCGGAGAAUGAUACAGAAGACAACUUACUUCCACUGAAAAAGCCAGCAUGGGUAGAUGAAGAUGAUGAAACUGAAGAAAUAAUUGACAUGACGCACCGGCAUCGGAAAAACAUGAUGAAAAGUGAUGCAGAAAAUAAGCUUUCGAAAACAAAACUUCAGAGAAGAUUUCAAGAAGAAUUUCAAGGUGCUAUGGGAACAACUCCUUCUUGGGCACUGAGAGGCAUGAAGAACAAAACCAAAAGGAAAACCACACACGAAGGUGACACCGAGGAUGAAGAGGAGGAGGACCUGUUGCACAAGACAGGCAAUUUUGUGAUCAUGUCAGACUCUUUACCGAAAGGCAUUUUACAGAUGAAAAAUUGUUUGCACGCCAAUAAUGAACGGGUAUCAGAUGCCAAAUUAACAACUGUUCAGUUUCAUCCUGCUGCUCAAGUUGUUCUGACAGCUGGGCAUGAUCGAUCUAUAUCACUAUUCCAGGUGGAUGGUAUCACAAAUCCACAGAUACAGAGCAUUCACUUGGAAGACUUUCCAAUUUACAAGGCACGUUUCAGUGCAGAAGGAGAACAAGUUAUAGCUACUAGCAUUCAUAACAAACUAUUUUAUAUAUAUGACAUGAUGGAAGGAAAAAUUAUUCCUAUAAAUCAUAUCAGAGGCUUAGAGGAGAAGAUUGUCAAAAAAUUCGAAGUAUCUCCAGAUGGAACAUUCCUGCUGCUUACUGGAACAUCAGGUUAUCUUCAUUUAAUUACAAUGAAGACAAAAGAAUUUGUUGGAAGCAUGAAAAUAAAUGGAAAGGCUAUUGCAUCAUCAUUCUCUCCAGAUGGCAGCAGAAUCUACACACAUUCUGAUGAGGGUGAAGUCUUCAUAUGGGAUGUGAAAAGCAGGCGGUGUCUGAACAAGUUUACUGAUGAAGGUUGUCUGCAUGGUACUUCUAUUGCAGUCUCUAAAAACAGCCAAUAUAUUGCAUGUGGUUCUAAUUCUGGAGUUGUGAAUGUAUAUGCCCAUGAUGAUUGUAUCAGAGAAACAUGUCCUAAGCCUCUUAAGGCUAUAAUGAAUUUAGUCACACCUGCUACAUCGUUAGUUUUCAAUCCAACCACUGAAAUACUAGCAAUGGCUUCUAAUAGAAUUGAUGAUGCAGUGAAACUGGUCCAUAUUCCUUCAUUUACAGUAUUCUCGAAUUUUCCUGUGUUCAGAAGAAAGUUGUUCUAUUUAGCUUACUGUAUGGAUUUCUCGCCAAGAAGUGGAUAUUUUUCCAUAGCAAACAACAAAGGCAAAGCUUUACUGUAUAGGUUGAAACACUACUCUGAUUUCUAAAAUGAUUACUUUAAAAUUAGAUUGUGCAACUUGUGGUUCUAAGAAAAUCGAUUCAAUUUUAUUAUCUUUUAAAAAAACAAGUAUUUCAUCACAAAUACAUUUUUUUUGUAAUUUACAAA